Molecule: messenger RNA, 702 nt
Organism: Capronia coronata CBS 617.96
Lineage: Eukaryota; Fungi; Ascomycota; Eurotiomycetes; Chaetothyriales; Herpotrichiellaceae
Exons: 3
Coding region: 1-702 (233 amino acids)
Cellular component (GO): RNA polymerase II transcription regulator complex
Molecular function (GO): DNA-binding transcription activator activity, RNA polymerase II-specific; transcription cis-regulatory region binding
Source: RefSeq, a predicted model, not a curated record
AUGGAUCACGGAUUCGUGAGCUCGCCGUCACAAUCCCCGAAUCAAUCCUUCUUUACCAGCGGACACUACUUCGACAGCACCGACGAGAGCCCCAGUCCGGAGUCACCACAUCAAAGAAGCCAAAUCAUGUUCAACAGGACGCCCUUGCAGUAUGACAUGUUACAGUAUGGAGCGACGCCGUCUGAUUACUAUCCCGCCCUCCAGACCGCCAGGAUAUCGGUAGAAUUUAACGACCCCACCUCGCUCGACCAGAAUGACCGGCGGAAACGGAGGUCGGGCAGUAGCUCAACCCCGACCAAGGACAAAGACACGAUCACCAACAUGCAUUUGAGGCGUCGAGCUCAAAAUCGAGCUUCUCAACGAGCGUUCCGGGAGCGCAAGGAAAAGCACGUCAAAGGGUUGGAGCAUCAGUUGGAAGAUCUCCAUGAAAAGCAUCAAGACCUUUUACAGUCGUAUACCCGUCAAGCCGACCAAGUCACCAGGCUGAACAAUCAGAUUGCCGAGCUCAGUGCCGAAGUCAAUGCUCUGCGAUCAUGUCAAGAUCAGUCCUUCAGUGACAUGCUCAUGCCGGACAAGUUUGAGAAAUUUGACGCAUUUUUCGGGCACGACCUGCCUGGCAACGGACCCGACUGCUACUUCGACAAGACCACAAUCGAUCUCAAUUCGGAGUUCUCCUUACAUUCCUUUGAGGAUUCGCUGUAG